Messenger RNA from Oppia nitens, 2720 nucleotides. RefSeq names its product histone deacetylase 6-like (gene HDAC6). NCBI's taxonomy places the organism in Eukaryota, Metazoa, Arthropoda, Arachnida, Sarcoptiformes, Oppiidae. Gene Ontology annotation, molecular function: histone deacetylase activity. Gene Ontology annotation, cellular component: histone deacetylase complex. The coding region runs from base 161 to 2662 and encodes 833 amino acids. Gene Ontology annotation, biological process: chromatin organization. The transcript has 11 exons. The record is from RefSeq and is a predicted model, not a curated record.
UGACGAAAAAUUGUUUGCCAAUAAUUAAUGUUUGAUAGCAUACUAACUAAAUAAAAGUUUUGUUUAAAUAAAACGUUCAAUGAUUAGAUAACUUGAUUUUGAUAUUAUUAUUAUUAACCAUUUAUUAGCCAUAGACUCAUAUACAGUAGUAUAGCCCAUUAUGAGUGCCAAUUCCAGUGUUAGUUCACCGCAGACCUGGCCAGCCGAUGACCAGAUUACCGAUGAAAGCGAUUUAGUGGCGUUUACUACCAAAUUGACUUUAAACGAUAGCAUUCAUAAUGCAAAUCAAACUGAUAAUCUUAGGACUGGUUUGGUCUACUAUGAAGAGAUGUCCGAACACAGGUGUCUGUGGGACGACAAACAUCAGGAAAAUCCCAAACGAUUUACUGAGACAUUGAAACGAUUCAAAGAACUGGAUCUAAUUGACAGAUGUCUUCUCGUCAAUCCUAGAAAAGCGACUGAAGAUGAGGUACUGAUGAUUCAUACGACAGAUUACUUAUCGGAAGUAAAGAGUACACAGAAUGAUGAAGACUUGGAACUACUGGAGGAAAAGGCAUCCCGUUUUGAUGCCAUCUACUUUCAUCCCAAGACCUACGAGUUGGCCCUAUAUUCUGCCGGUUCUACUAUUGACUUAUUAACAGAUAUCGCGACCGGAAAAGUGAGGAACGGGUUUGCUUUAGUGCGACCGCCCGGUCAUCACGCCAUGAGUUCCGAGGCCUGCGGUUACUGUUUCUUCAACAAUGUUGCCAUCGGUGCCCAGCAUUGUCUUAAUAAUCUUGGUUUGGAUCGCAUUCUGAUAGUCGACUGGGAUGUACAUCACGGACAGGCCACUCAAUAUUCAUUUUACGACGACAAACGUGUUUUGUAUUUCUCUGUCCAUCGCUACGAGUCGGGCGCCUUCUGGCCCGAACUAAUCGAAAGUAACUUCAAUCAUAUCGGUGGCAACAAUGCAAAAGGAUUCAACAUAAAUGUGCCGUUGAAUGAAACAGGAAUGACCAAUGCUGACUACCUGUCCAUUUGGCACAAUAUACUUUUGCCAAUUGCCUACGAGUUUGAUCCACAGAUGGUGAUUGUAUCGGCCGGUUAUGACGCAGCAUUUGGCUGUCCCGAAGGCGAAAUGCUUUUAAGUCCUGUCAUUUAUUCACAUCUUUGUCAUUCCUUAAUGUCUUUAGCAAACGGAAAGAUAUGUAUUGCCUUAGAGGGCGGUUAUUGUAUACCAUCUUUGGCCGAAAGUGCAGCUAUUACUCUACGAACACUGAUAGGAGAUCCCUGUCCACUAAUAGAAGAGUUGCCACCGAUAAAAGAUUCGAUGGUAUCAUCUGUUUUGGAUGUUAUCAGCGCUCUGCGUCCAUAUUGGAAGUGCCUUAAAAUGCAGGGAUCUUUUGAUAGACAAUCAGGUGAUCCGACUAACAAUAACAGACAGCACUUGCCUAUUGUCGAAUAUAAAGGCAAAAUGGCUUUAAUGGACAAACCGGUCCGUUAUCCAACACGUGGCUGUUGUCCCGUUCAAGACGCUGAUACAAAACAACAGAUCUUGAAUGAGAUCAAUCGCCAGAAAGCCAUAACAGAUUUGUCGCCGAAAUUCACUCAACACCGGACUUGUAUUGUAUAUGACGAUCAAAUGGAGAGACACAAGAGUUGGUCAACACAUCCCGAGAGGCCGUCACGAACUAAAUUUAUAUUCGAAAAGUUAAAGUCGAAUAAAUUGUUCGACAAAUGUCUUAGAUUAGAGAGUAGAUCAGCUACUGAUGAUGAAAUCAGUUUAGUUCACACCAGAGAGUACAUUGAUUUCAUUAAGUCUACCGAAAAGUUAUCUGAAAAAGAGUUAUGGGAUUUAUUCAAAAGAUUAAAUUUUACUUACAUUAUAACCGAAACAUAUAAGGCGGCUAAACUUGCCGUCGGUAAUGUGCUUCAAGUGGUCGACAGUGUACUCAGCGAUCAAUGUCUAAAUGGAUUUGCGUGCGUCCGACCUCCAGGUCAUCACUCCAGUCAAUCUGAGGCUUCAGGCUUCUGUGUCUUUAAUAAUGUUGCCAUCGCUGCCAACUAUGCCAUCAGUAAAUAUGGUCGCAAACGAGUCCUAAUACUUGACUGGGAUAUACAUCACGGCAAUGGAACUCAAAAGAUAUUUGACGGCAACGAUAAAGUGCUAUUCAUAUCAUUGCAUCGAUACGAUUACGGCAAAUGUUUUCCAAAAUCUCCUAAAGCCGACUACAAUAUCGGCAAACAUGUGGUCAACAUUCCCUGGAAUGACGGCCCGAUGUCCGACUCGGAGUAUUUGUUGGCCUUUUUCAAUGUUAUACUUCCAGUGGCCUAUAAUUUCAAUCCCGAUGUGGUGUUCAUUAGUGCCGGUUUUGAUUCAGCUAUAAAUGAUCCGUUGGGCGAAUAUAAACUGUCGCCACAAAUGUUUGGACACAUGACUCAUAUGAUGUCCCGUUUGGCGAAUGGAAAGUUGAUCGUAUGUCUGGAGGGUGGUUACAACAUAGUGUCCAAUGGAUUGGCCGCAUCCCAAUGCCUUUCCGUCCUAUUAGGCAAUGCACCCGAAUCACUGACAAAUGUUGUCAAUUACAAUGAAUCGGCGAUCAAAACACUGAAACAAGUGAUUGCAUUCCAGUCGACCAAUUGGACAAACUUACGGUUUGAUUGGGAUUUACCAGAAAACUAAAUAUAAAAAAACUAUUUUUUAUUAAAUUUAAAAAAUAAUACUUUGAUAAUAAUUUUAU